Saccostrea echinata is the source of this 732-nucleotide messenger RNA. RefSeq lists its product as uncharacterized. The record is from RefSeq and is a predicted model, not a curated record. NCBI's taxonomy places the organism in Eukaryota, Metazoa, Mollusca, Bivalvia, Ostreida, Ostreidae. Bases 1 to 732 code for a protein of 243 amino acids. Gene Ontology annotation, molecular function: sequence-specific DNA binding. The transcript is spliced from 2 exons.
AUGGUAAACACCUGUGUAGUCUGGGGUUGUACGAACCGAUCGAAGGCUGGGGAUUCAAGUUUGAGGUUUUAUGACAUUCCUAAGGUUAUCGAACACCAGGGAAUCCAAACAAAGGAGCUAACAAGCGAACGCCGAAGAAUAUGGCUAGCUCGUAUAAACAGAGCCGAUUUCUUGCCAGAUCCAUCCAAACGACAUUUCAAAGUGUGCUCCGACCAUUUCAUUCAAGGCAUAAAAGCUGAUGUGUUUGAUAAGACCAAUCCAGACUGGGCACCAUCACUGAAACUUGGGCCAUUAGAGAUGAAUGGAUCAGAGUCUUCUAAGAAACGCUAUGAUAGAAUGCAGGCCAGAAAGGAAAAAAAAGUAAAGUUCCAGACAGCUGAAGCCCUUCUGCAGUUACAAGAAACUCCAAACAUUGAGGAGGACAUGAGGGAGAUAGAGACAACAGACAUCAGUGGUGACCCAUCAGAUUCUGACAAAGUUAACUGCACUUUCUUACUUGAGGGAACAUUGGAAAGUAGGAAGAGGAAGGUAGAAAGUGAAGAACAGCAGGAAAUUAAGAGACUGAAGCAGGAGAAUAACUCACUCAAGGAGAAGCUAUGUGCUAGUAAAGGCGACGUUUCUCCCGAAACAUUUAAAGACGAAGAAAAGGCGAAACACUACACUGGACUAAGCUAUUCCAUACUCAUGGCCUUGUUUAGUUUUUUGGAGCCGAACAUUCUAGGACUGCCCUAA